AUGGCAGGUUGUGGGAAAACCUUUCUGGCAAAAGAACUCUACAACAGAAAAAGAUUGCUCUUUUUCGGGUGGAGUUCUGGUCCGGUUGUGAAUAAAGCCAUAGAAAAAUGUGGCCUCCAUAAGCUACAAGAAAGGAUUUUGGAAGAUCUGGGUCAUGCUGAUGUUUUGCCAUUCAAUAAUAUGAGUAAAUUCAAGAGAGCUAUCACACAUCGUCUUAAGCAUCAUCAAUUGUUUAUCGUUUUGGAUAGCAUAGAUGAUAUGGAGCAACUAGAAGCUUUGCUCCCUGAAAAGGAUAAUGUUAGAUCAGGCAGCAUGGUUAUAGUCACAACACAAGAUGUGGGUUUGACGGCAGAGACCAGACUAGAGAACCCCGCGAACCGUCCAACAUUGUCUGCAGCCGAUCCAUAUUGUUCACGUAAUAGACUGGGCCUGUGUUCAUCAGAGCCCAAUUUUGGGUUUCUCCUCUGUGUUCUGUUUGUUCUCAUCGUAUCAGAGCCACGGUUGCCAGAGUGGUAUGUGCUCCAGUUUGCAGAGCUCAUUUUUUGA
Molecule: messenger RNA, 546 nt
Organism: Cryptomeria japonica (Japanese cedar)
Lineage: Eukaryota; Viridiplantae; Streptophyta; Pinopsida; Cupressales; Cupressaceae
Product: putative disease resistance protein At4g11170
Exons: 3
Coding region: 1-546 (181 amino acids)
Biological process (GO): defense response
Molecular function (GO): ADP binding
Source: RefSeq, a predicted model, not a curated record